AACAUCUUCAACAAGUAACAACAUUUAAAUAGCUUGUUUCCUAGCAGUGAGUCUUUCAAUAGUCUUUACUUUACCCACUUCAAACUACAAUCGAAAUCCCCAAAAACAUCUCCAACAUGAAGAUCACUGUCAUGACUUCCGAUGAACAAAUUCUCACCUUGGAUGUGGAUCCUAACGAAUCUGUGGAAAACGUUAAGGCAUUACUUGAGGUUGAGACAAGUGUGCCUCUUCAGCAACAACAGAUUCUGUUCAAUGGGAAUGAGGUGAGAAAUUCUCAGAAGUUGAGUGCCCUUGGUGUUAAGGAUGAUGAUUUGCUAAUGAUGACGGUCUCUGGCGCUGGUGCUGCUCCUGCUUCUAGUGGAUUAUCAUCUACCAAUGAUUUGAGCUUCAAUACUGAUGGAUCUGCUGUAAACCCUGGUGCUUUUCAGCAGCACUUUAGACGCGAUUCUAAUUUGAUGGGUCAGCUCUUUCAGAAUGACCCGGAGUUGGCACAAGCUAUUCUGGGGAAUGAUCUCAAUAAAAUCCAAGAAAUUUUACGUUUGCGUCAUCGCCAAAGAGAUGAAUUACGGCGUCAGAAAGAAGAAGAGAUGGCUCUUCUUUUUGCCGAUCCUUUUGAUGUUGAAGCACAAAAGAAGAUUGAAGCUGCCAUCCGCCAGAAAGGAAUUGACGAAAAUUGGGAAGCUGCACUUGAACAUAAUCCGGAAGCUUUUGCUAGAGUGGUCAUGUUGUAUGUUGACAUGGAGGUUAACGGCGUACCACUGAAGGCAUUUGUUGAUAGUGGAGCCCAGUCGACCAUUAUAUCAAAAAGCUGCGCUGAGCGUUUAGGAUUGUUGAGACUCUUAGAUCAGCGUUAUAGAGGAGUGGCUCAUGGAGUUGGCCAAUCGGAAAUAUUGGGUCGGAUACAUGUAGCUCCAAUCAAGAUUGGGAAUAUAUUUUACCCUUGUUCAUUCUUAGUUCUGGAUUCUCCCAAUAUGGAGUUUCUCUUUGGUCUGGAUAUGCUCAGAAAGCAUCAGUGUAUAAUUGAUUUAAAAGAAAAUGUUUUGCGAGUCGGUGGUGGAGAAGUUUCUGUGCCAUUUUUGCAAGAGAAAGACAUACCAUCUCAGUUUUUAGAUGAGCAGAAGUAUUCUAAGGAAGCUUCAAGCUCAGGAAACCCUCUCCCAGUUACAUCAGGUGGCAAUAAUCCAUCACAAGGUGGCACAUCUUCUGGUGGAGCUUCUGGUGACAGGUCUAAGGACUCUGCAUUUGAAGCCAAAGUUGCAAAGCUUGUUGAGCUAGGAUUUGGAAGAGAAGCAGUUAUACAAGCUCUUAAAUUAUUCAAUGGCAAUGAGGAACAAGCAGCUGGGUUUCUUUUUGGGGGCUGAAAAGUGCAUUUCGUAUUUGAAAAAAGGAUUAAUCAAUUUAUUACUUCACUUGAUUUUUGUUUUUUGCUAAUUUCAUUUCAAAUUGUAAAAACAAGUUAUAGGCCUGAUGAUUACAUAUACAGUCCAUUGUUCAUACUGUAAGGAAUGUUUCUAUUUGAUUGAUAAACUAACUUAUUGUUUCUCAAUG
Molecule: messenger RNA, 1548 nt
Organism: Cicer arietinum (chickpea)
Lineage: Eukaryota; Viridiplantae; Streptophyta; Magnoliopsida; Fabales; Fabaceae
Product: protein DNA-DAMAGE INDUCIBLE 1
Biological process (GO): proteolysis
Molecular function (GO): protein binding; aspartic-type endopeptidase activity
Source: RefSeq, a predicted model, not a curated record